AUGCUUAAGGCGCUGCCUCUGAACACAAAAGAAAGAGAACAGUCGGACAUGGCUGAUUUGGAGAUACUUGGAAGCAUUUCAUUUGACCUGAAAAUUAACAAAGAAAGCGAGAUUAAAAAUGCAUUUGUCUCUUUGGUUUCAAAGCUGGGGACAAGAGAGUUUCUGGAAGAAUACUCAAUCCUGUACUCCAAAAUACUCGUUAUCCACAAAGAAAAGAGCAACAGCCUGUUCCACCCAUGCGUCUCAGAGCUGGAGUUUGAGCACUCUAUAGAAGAAGAAAGCUCUUCUACUCCAGAAGAAGUCAGCACAGUGCUGGACUCCUGCAUACUAAAAGAGAUAUCAAUAAGCACUGAUUAUGUAAAUAAAAUUUAA
Messenger RNA from Nematocida minor, 372 nucleotides. RefSeq lists its product as uncharacterized. The record is from RefSeq and is a predicted model, not a curated record. The coding region runs from base 1 to 372 and encodes 123 amino acids. The transcript has a single exon. Lineage: Eukaryota; Fungi; Microsporidia.